AUGGUUAGUGCACCUCCAACGAAGCAUGAAAUAGUAGCCAUCUUAAACAAGCUUAAGUCAUUACCGUGCAAUAAGCAAUGCUUUGAUUGUGGUGCUACUAACCCUACAUGGGCUAGUGUGACCUAUGGAGUUUUUCUAUGUAUUGACUGUUCGGCAGUUCACCGUUCACUUGGAGUUCACGUUAGUUUUAUACGUUCAACACAACUGGAUACAAAUUGGACCUGGGUUCAGCUCCGUGCAAUGCAAGUUGGUGGGAAUCAAAAUGCAUUAUCUUUCUUCACACAAAAUAGUUGUCGUUCUUUGGAUGCCCAGGAGAAAUACCGCAGUCGUGCUGCUCAGCUAUAUCGAGUUAAAUUGGAAAAGUUGGCUGUUGAAGCCAUCAAAAAUCAUGGGAACAAGUUGAUGAUUGAAGGGGAAGAAGACAAAGGAAGAUGUAACAAAGUGACUGACUUUUUCGAGCAACAUACUGAAUAUGCUACAGUUGAUGAUGUAAUUCCUGACAUACCUGUUGCUACUAUUCCGCAGAUGGCUCCAGAAGAAAAGGCUAUUGGCCCAACUGUUGAUAAUUUAUUCAGUUCCCCGACGUCUGACUCCGUUCCCGCCAAAAUACCCUCAGUAAUUGGAGGUAGAAAGCCGAAUACUACUCGGCCUGGGACCAAAAGGGGUGGAUUGGGUGCGGCAAAGGUGAAGGCUGAUUUUUCUGCAAUGGUUUCAGCAGCUGAAAAUGCUGAUGCACAAAAGGAAAGUCACGCUCACUUGAACAGUCAAGAUGAACGAGAUCAGGGGAAAACUGAUGUGGAAAGACUCGCAUCACUUCGCUUAGCUUAUAAAGAUAUCACUGAUGAAUGCGAAAGACAAGAUGCUGUCAAUUUAAAAUCUGCUGAUCCACAACGAGCCAAACAAGCUGAACGUCUUGGUAUGGGUAAAAUUGGAUCGAAUAAUAGAGAAAUAUCUCACUCAGCAUUUGCAAAUGUUCAAAAGAUUGAGCAAGAAAACUCAGCUCCUACUCACAUCGUGACACAAAUAACUUUUUUCCGUUCUGGGGAUGAUCAUUUAUUCGGCGGUUCGACAGCGUCAAGUAUCAAUGGUGGAUGGUCAAAAGGAAGACAAAAAGGCGAUGAUUGGGAUAAUUACUUCUCAGAUCCUUUUAACCAGAAACCCAGGGAUACCCAGGAUUUGUCUGGCGUAGAAGACUUCUCAGUCAAGUCGCAUAGCAAACAGCCUACAAGUUUAUCGUCUUCAAAAGUUGAGACAAAAUCAGACUCAAAUGAAUUCAUCAAAAAGUUCGCCAAUGCAACUUCGAUAUCAUCGAAUGCAGUUUUCGAUCGAGAGGAGUCUGAAUCUGACGGACUCUCAAGAUUCCAAGGAAGUUCAUCAAUUUCUAGUGAUGAUUACUUUGGAAGAUCUAAAAUGAAACAGUCUCCAGUAUCUAAUGAACUACAAAAUAUCAAAGAUGGUGUGAAGCAGAGCGGCACUAAAGUUGCUGGACGAUUGUCGAACCUAGCAACUGACGUCGUUCAUACACUUCAGGACAGGUUCGGUUAA
This is a messenger RNA of Heterobilharzia americana, 1545 nucleotides long. NCBI's taxonomy places the organism in Eukaryota, Metazoa, Platyhelminthes, Trematoda, Strigeidida, Schistosomatidae. The record is from the annotation of a GenBank genome assembly.